Messenger RNA from Radiomyces spectabilis, 5970 nucleotides. RefSeq lists its product as uncharacterized. Bases 300 to 5627 code for a protein of 1775 amino acids. The record is from RefSeq and is a predicted model, not a curated record. The transcript has 10 exons. Gene Ontology annotation, molecular function: phosphorelay sensor kinase activity; protein binding. Gene Ontology annotation, biological process: phosphorelay signal transduction system; phosphorylation. Lineage: Eukaryota; Fungi; Mucoromycota; Mucoromycetes; Mucorales; Radiomycetaceae.
UUUUUUUUUUACCCCUCCCCCUUUUUCCAUCCUGAACACUCACCACCACCUUGUUCUCUGUGUCGUACACGAUCGGCUCGUUUACUACACCAUUCGUCUCCCGAACGUCACUUACCGUCGAAUUUACGCAAACUUUCACUCAUUUUUUACGUCCUUGUCACUCUUUACACCAUUUCUAAUAACGAGCAGUUGCAACCUGGACGUUGAACUGCGCUGAUUCCGCUCAAAUCCUCUCUGUUAAUUCGCAUACGAACCUUGGCACAGAACCAAAAUUUGUCCUUGUCCCACUUGUAUCGCGCAUGACUAGUGCCAGUUCUUCACCGGAAAAAUCCAUCGACGCUUCAUCGGCAACGACCAAAUACCAUGCUCAAUUGUAUUCUGGGCAAAAACAACUUCAAAAACGUCAAUUACAACAAAAGGGACGACAGGAGGAUUCGUCCCACCACCAUCCGACGUUGAGUAACGGAAAACCGGCCGGACCGCCUUCUUCCCACUUUGGGGUCUUGGCUUUCGAGCCACCCAAUUUGUAUCGUACCUCGCUCCGACUCACCACGGAACGGGAUAUUCACCCAUGGUGGACGACCCUGGUCGAUAUCUUGUCGGACUCGUCCUUUCACGCGACACGCAUAACGCUCAGCAUACCCCAAGAUCCGGACGAUCCCUAUUCGACCCCGUGGGGAUUGAAAGCCGUGUACAACAAACGACAUCCCACCGCGCACAGUGACGACAACAGUGAUCAUCAAGCUCGUUCGGAAACGUCAGAAUCGUCUGCCAAUGAACAGAAUGAGGGAGAUUACUUUCUACACAAUCAUAUUGCUCAUGAAAAACCUGCAGCGUCAUGUCAUAUCCCAUGGUGCUUUGACCGUUUGCAGCCAUUUGAGUCUGAACCGGAACCAUUGAUUCACAACCCUAGCGUGCAGCGCAUCCUGAAAAGAAAUGCCACGGUGAUCUUAUCAAGAGAGUAUCGACAACGGUCGCAACAUCCGAAUUCGCUCCAACCGAGACCUCUUUUAAAAUCCUUUGCUCAGGAAGACGGGCAUGAGAUGUUUCGACGGGCCUUGUUGGAACAGACCGAAAAGUCAUCCCGAAGACAGAAUUGGAAUCCGCCAGUGAUUACGACUCCGUGCUUGCAUAAACUCGAAGAAGGCGAUGGCAACGAUCUGUUGACGGAAUCGGAAAUCCUCGUCGAUGCGUCCAAAGUCAAUGGUGGCAUGGAAGACGGGACGGCCACCACAGCUACCACCCCUGAGGUGGGAUCUUUCUUCAUGUACGAUUACGACGAAUACGAACAGCAGCAACCUUCACCGUGGUCUCAGUCACCUGCUCCUUCCCCAGCCAUGAUGGAUCCCGAUGUGAAUCCUUUCUUUCUUACUCCACCUGAUAUAGACGAUGAUGCCUUCAACCCUGUAUCGCCAGAAACCUACAAUAAUACGUCGAUACCAUUCCCUCCUCCUGCUUCCAACGUCCAUUCCGUCGUUCACAUUCCUCUCGUCCGUCCUUCCGAUGCUGACCUCCAUGCCUCUUCCGAUCACAACAGUCAUCGUUCAUCGUCCGUUCAUCGUAGUCCCUGCAGUAUUUCACCUCCCAUCGCAAUCUUGUCGUUCUUGACCCCGGUCGUACCAUACCCUCCCGUUCUGAUCAAUAGCUUAAAUUCGCUCUCCCCUUUUAUUGCCAAUAGUUUCGCUAAUGCCAUGGAAAAUAGUCGCAUUUUAAAACAGAAUCGACUCUACCGUCAUCCAUCGGCCACCCGUCAACGCACCCGUCCCAGUGUUUCGACGACGACCACCGACUCCCCCGCUACGACGACGAUCCAUUCAUCCUCCUCUUCCUCCUCCGCACCCAAAGAAUUGGAUCCCAACGAUUCAAGUCUACCGAAACCGACGCCCGGAACAGACACCGAUUCAGCCAUGUCCACGCCCACCGUGGCCGCGUACGCUUCCAACGCCAAUUCAUCGGGGCCCACUUAUUUAGCCCAUACAUCUCAUGUGAUGCGAAGUUCCCUCGAGACCGUCACUGAACAUAAUAUAGAUUCUCAUCGUCGCUCCAUCCCUCACAGUAUCAAUGAACUGGCCAAUGACGACGACCUUCACACAACCGGCCAUUCGUCCGAUGUUUCAUCGUCUUCCUUUGAUUCGGCCUUCUCCGUUUUCUCCGCUCCCGCCAGUUUCUCGGUCACCCACGCAUCGCAACCUGGCGAUCCUGCCAAAGAUCAACAGCAUCCCAUUUAUCGGAAAAUCGCCCGUCAACUCGCAGGCCAAACGACCAUGUCGUCGACAUGUCCUUCGUGCGGUCAACCCAGCUCCACCUUGCCUGAUGCUUGGGCAGCCUUGUCCCCGUCGUCGGCAGCUAUCCUGGAAGGUUGGGAUGCGAUUUCACCUACCACAGGAUUACCGAUCCGACCUUCAAUUCCGCCGCGGUCCAUGUGCAGCAAAACGGGCUGCAGCGUUAGUCAUCGGAAACCCAAACCGUCAGAAGUCUGGCCCUUGUCAACUGACCAAGGCCGGAAACCGUCCCGGCAAAACAAGCAUACCUACCGUAGAAAAUCAGAAAAUUUACCGCAGGGGCGGUCUUCGAGGCCGGUCAUUCGAAAAAAACGCAAAGGCAUUUCUUCUCGACCGUCACAUCGUCGUUCGGCCCGCCAGUGGCAAGAUAUUGACGAGAUAUCCGAGGACGAUGGAUUUCACUACCAUCACAGCGUGCCCAUGAGUCGUGAAAAUUCCAAUUCAAGUUCAAAGAACGACGGGUUCGAGCCUUAUUUGGUAGCUCCCAAAUCGAGUUUGCUUCGGCUCGUCAUUGACGGCAUUCCCAUCCACGUGUUCACAUGUUCUACCGUCACUGGGCAGGUUAUCUGGGUCAAUAAUCGAAUUUUGCAGUAUACAGGACGCUCGCUGCAGGAACACUUGGGUCCUCACUGGCUAUCGCAUAUGCACCCGGACGAUCGUGAAAAGUGUCAGAAAACAUGGGACACGGCGUUUGAACAAGGCAAUGGAUUCGCAGGCGAAUAUCGUCUUCGUCGUUUCGACGGUAUGUAUCGAUGCUUUUUAUGGCGCAUUGUCCCCCUGCGCAACCUCAAAGGCCGUAUCAUCCAUUGGUUCGGUUCCUGUACGGAUGUGCAUGACCAGCAUAUGGCCCAAGAAAACAACUUGCGACAGAUCGAGACGGUGAAUAACGAACGUAAAUACCGUCUGUUGGCGGAAGCGAUUCCUCAAAUCGUUUUCACGCUCCUUCCCGGGAUCGGGUUGACGUACGCAAAUGGCAACUGGGAAAGCUAUUCCGGACAGGAUCUCGAAAAGACUAUGGGACUAGGCUUCAUGUCGCAAGUGCAUCCUGAAGAUCGACAAAAACUCCAGUUGCCCGAUCUUGUCCCGGAGAACAUGGCCGGCAUCGCGUGGCACAAUGAAGUUCGUCUUUUGAGCAGCCAAGGCGAUUAUCGAUGGUUCCUUGUCAAAUGUGUUUCCGUAGAUGAAUCCAAUACUGGUGACAUUCGCUGGUUCGGUACUUGCACCGAUAUCAAUGAUCAGAAACUGUUGGAGCACAAACUGAAAGAAGCCCAUGAUGCCGCUCAAAAAUCCACGGAAAGCAAGACCCGAUUCUUAUCUAACAUGUCGCAUGAAAUUCGUACGCCUCUGAUUGGUAUCACUGGUAUGCUGAACUUUUUGCUGGAUACGGAGCUGACGGCGGAGCAAAUGGACUAUGCCCACACCAUUCAACAGUCGGCGGAAUCGCUGCUGGUGGUGAUCAACGACAUUUUGGAUCUCAGCAAAGUGGAAGCCGGCAUGAUGAAACUCGAGUGGGAACCGUUCAGUUUGAUGACCAUGAUUGAGGAUGCCAAUGAAUUACUCUCCACACUGGCCAUUCAAAAAGGACUCGAAUUAAGUUUCUGGGUCGAUGAAGACGUGCCUGAUGUAGUGAUCGGCGACCGCGUACGGUUACGUCAGGUGCUCUUGAAUUUAAUUGGCAAUGCCAUCAAGUUUACGUCGGUGGGUGAGAUAUUCACGCAGUGCACACUGCAAAAGACGGAAGGCCAAGAGGCCAUUCUGUUGUUUGAAGUCGUGGAUACUGGUGCUGGAUUCGAUGCUGAAGGGGAAGCGGUUAUUUUCAAACCGUUCUCUCAAGUGGACAACUCGAGUACGCGGAAACACGGCGGCAGUGGUCUUGGCUUGGUGAUUUCUCGCCAACUGAUUGAAUUGCACGGAGGACGAAUGAGUUGCAAGAGUGAAAAAGGCAAAGGAUCGACUUUUUAUUUCACCGCCAAGUUUGGCAUUCCCACUGGAGAAAUGCAACCUCGGCCACACACGCCUCAGCACGAGACGAGCAAUGAUCCCUUCUUUAGAACGAACAACGCGUAUGCUAUUACUCAUGAUGCUUCGCCCGUCCAUCCUCUAUCGCAGGAGAAAUCCGAUUCCACCAAUUUGACCGCGUCACCUCUUGCCCAUUCGCUGAAACACUCGCAAGCCAAUGGUGCGCCAAAUUCGGUCGAGUUGUUACACGAUGCUUUGAUGAACAAGGCCGCAUCCAUGCGUCUGGUGGUGCCGCCGGCUCGUAACGGCAAACUGUCACCUCCAGUCGCUGAAAAGGCCAAGCAACGGAGUCAAGAGACGAAGAACGGGUCGCUAGGAAAUGGUGAGGCGUUGUCAAGCAAACCGUGGCCCAAUGGGUCUCUCAUAUCACCGAAUAUGAUGUUGCCGCCUCGCACGCCACUGGAUGGACGCACUUCGCGGGUCUUACUCGUGUCGGAAUGGCCGCAUGCUCGUGAAACGUUGGCGAAACACAUUCGAUCGCUUCUCGGCAACAUGACGACGGUAUCUGGACGUUACCACUUGGAUGUCAUGACCAACCAUUUAGAAACGAUCCAGUUUCUGGUGGAUCCUCACACGGCGGCGUUUGAUUACAUUGUGAUCAAUUUAUCUUCAGAACAACACAUCCUGACUCUGACCCGUAGUAUCUGCAGCUCAUUCUCACAGCAAGAAGCGAAUGUGGUCAUUGUCACGACACCUAUGCAGCGUUCGAUGAUUGUGGAAAAAUGCAAAGCACUGGGCGACGGGACUAUGCCGCAAAACUGUGCUUUUGUAUUCAAGCCUAUCAAACGAAGCAAAAUCAAUUGGUUCUUUGGCAUUCGUCACGGACAAUCCGGCAAAGAUCAUCAGGAGACAACGGCACCCCCUGACGCUCCGCAACGCAGAGCGGCCACCCAAAAGGAAAUUUUUCGCAAGAUGGAAGCCGACGUCGGUGGUCGAGGUUUCCGUGUCUUGCUGGUAGAAGACAACUUGGUGAAUCAAAAAGUAUUGACGCGAUACCUGGCCAGAGUUGGUUUGGAGGCAGAUGUUGCUGCUGACGGCAAGCAGGGACUGGACAUGUUUUUAGCCCACCCUCAUGACUAUUACUCGUUAAUUCUGUGUGAUUUAUUCAUGCCUGUCAAAGAUGGAUAUGAGACGACCAAGGAAAUACGAGAGUGGGAAGCGGAACAUCUCGAGACCAAUACCAAACGGAUUCCUAUUGUGGCGCUAUCGGCCAAUGUGAUGAGCGAUGUAGCGAGCAAGUGUCUAGCGAGCGGAUUCACUACGUACAUAUCCAAGCCUGUUAAUUUCGCCGUACUGAGCGAUGUAAUACGAAGCUGUUUGCUUUGACAAUAGACCCCAUUUACCAUUUGAUAUAUUGUCACUUCCUUUUUUUUUUCCUCUGUUGUAUGCUGUGAGAUGACAGGAAAAAAAAAAGCGUACCCGGCACUACCCACCCUAUCCUGUAAUAUGGCGUCUUUUCCCCUCUCUCCUUUUUUUCACAGUAAGUUUAAUUCCAUUUUUCUCCCAUCUAAUAGUUUUUCGUUGUUGCAUAUUUUUUGUACUUUAAAUGUAUUUUCUUUUGACCAUGGAUUCCUUUUACAUUGAAAGCGCGGAAUAGCAUGGUUUUGUCAAAUAACACGUCGAUAGCUGCAAAAGACAUGCAUCGAUUUUCCAUUGUCCAAAAAAAGAG